Messenger RNA from Caenorhabditis angaria, 2022 nucleotides. Lineage: Eukaryota; Metazoa; Nematoda; Chromadorea; Rhabditida; Rhabditidae. The record is from the annotation of a GenBank genome assembly.
AUGAAAAAUGGAACACCAGCAAAGAAGGAAGAGAAAAGAAGUAAAAGUGAUGAUAGUCGAUGGAAAGUUAUGAAUAAAAAUAUUGGAAAUGUCAUGUCAAAAAGUCUCCCAAGUUUCAAUAAGGUAACAGGAAUUCUGAAUGAUCAUUUGUUUAAUUCAAUAAAAUUUCAGAAUAAUGUAGCCGCCAAUGGUGCAGAUGGUAAAGUAAUUGUAGAAGUUGAAGGUGGUAAAAAGAAGAAAAAGAAGAAGCGAAAAGAAACCGAAGAAGAAGAACAACCUGAUCAAAUUGAUCCAGAAAUUUUGGCUAGAAAAGAACAGGAGAAAAAACAAAAAGUAAUGAUUGCAAAUGAAGAUGCGAGAAAAAAAACAAUGUGGAGACACAUUGCAUGGCUUGUUAUACUUUUUGCGUUUUCUUUAUUAGGUGGAGUUGUAUUUAGUGCUAUCGAAGGUGCAUAAUUUUCUAUUCAUGAAAAUAAACAUUCUAAACUUGUUUUUUCAGGAGGACAUGAAACAACUUUGCUAAUGAAAAAAUAUCAAACGGAAAAAGAAAUUUUUGAGCGACGUCAUAAUUAUCAAGAACAACUUAUUCAAAGACUUCGCGAUAUUGAACAAGAUGAAAAUGUACCACGAACAACUACAAAAGAAAAUUAUCAAUUAGAACAAUCACGACAAGCUUUAACUUGGUAUGAAAACAAACUCGGAUUAUUUGUGCAAGAACCUGAAAUUCGAGAAACUAAAUGGAAUCUUUGGGGAGGCGUUUAUUAUUCAGCAAGUCUUUACACAACUAUUGGUUACGGCAAUUUUCAUCCAGAAACAAAAAGUGGACGUAUUAUUUCAAUGUUGUAUGCUUGUAUUGGAAUUCCGCUAGUUUUUACAAUUUUAUUGGAGUGGGGAUUUUUAUAUUUCACAUGGAUUGAAUACGGUUGGAAUCGAUUUAACGAAAAUUUCUGUCAGAAGUUAGUUUCUCAAUUUUUGAAAAGAAACAGAAUGUGUACAGCCCGAGAAAAAAUUUCAGAAGUCUUCAACGUGAGAUGCAACGUAGAGUUCGCCGCGAAAGAAUUCGCCGAGUUGGGAGUGAAUUAUCAUUAAAUUCCACAAGCCCUCUACUUCAUAGAACAACCACAAAUCUAUCAAAUCCAGUUCAACAUGUACUAUUUUUGAUUAUUUAUGAUAACCCAAAUAUAAGAAUAUUUUCAGAUCGAAUCGAAUCACCCAUUAACACCUCUAGAUGUAGAUGUUCCAAUGGGUGAACAAGUUCAAACAGUUCCAAUCAAAGCAGCUGGUCUUUUCUUUUUCCUGUGGAUUGUGAUUUCGGCUUUUAUAGUUCGCCUUUGGGAAUACGAAUGGACCUAUUUCACAGCCUUUUAUUUCUUCUUCACUUCUUUGACAACUAUCGGAUUGGGUGAUGUUGUUACGAAAACUCCAAACUUUAUUAUUUUCAAUUUGGCAAUGACACUUAUUGGUUUAUCAGUUGUUGGACUAUGUGUAGCCAUUGUACAGGUAUGUUGGGAAACAUACAUUACUAAAUGUUUCAUCAAAAAACUUCAGGCAAAAGUGAAACUAGUUUUCGAUCGAAUGUUACGAAGUAUCGAUGCUCAAUAUCGUAUUCGACAAGUUGAUCCUCAUGUUGCCACAAUGAGUAUAGUGGAAGAUGAAGAAGAAGGUGUCAAAAGACUUAUUCAAUCACAAUCUUUAGAAGAUCGUGUUGUAUUUUUGUUUGUUGAUGAACAUAAAAAACAAAUGUUAAAGGAGAGAUGGAAGCAGAAAAGUUCGAUGGUUAAUAGGUAUUUGAAAUUAUUUUUUCCCCAUUUCAUAAUUAUUUUUUGAAGAAUAACCCAAACUUACCCAUCAAAAGCCGACAAAUAUGUUCAAACUGGCCAACGCGUUUAUAACCAACCAAAUGAAUCAGGUGAAGAUAUGAGCGAUGAAGAUGAAGAUGAGGAAAAUGUUGAAUAUGACGAUCAAGGCAAUAAGAUUGUGAUUCCACCAGUUCGACGAUAUAUUUACACUGUUUUCGAUUAA